UGUCCUGGUUAAUUCCCUGUAGAAAUCCAGUGAUGUCUCUGUGGGAAAGCAGCAGCCUGAGGUCAGAUUAAAACAGGAAGAGGCCAGUUGGCCAUGUGUGAGCCAGUUUGGAGUUAGGGCUUAGAGACAGAUCAGUGUCAGAGGGUAUAAAAACCAGCUCAAACAUAUAGUCCGUCACACAGAUACUUUACAGCAAGUCGUCUCUUACUACAGGACUGGCAUGUCAGGAAAUACAAACUAGGAGAAAAGUUGAUUUGCUUCAAGAAUCAAAAGGAAGUUAAGGAUCAAAGAUCCACCCGACACAGCGGACGUCUGCUCUGCAUCUCCUGCACGUCUCCCUUGUUUCUUUUGCGGUCUACUCUGAAUCAGCAGCCAUGGUCCUGGAGGAGAACGAGUGUGACUCCGUCUUUGAGCCCCAAAUCACUGAGGAGCAUGUGGAGACUCUGUUUGGGAACGUCCACUGCGUCAUGACUGGGACUCCAAGGGCAAACCGCCCCGUCAUCCUGACCUUUCAUGACAUUGGACUGAACCACAAGACCUGUUUUGAGACUCUGUUCAACCAUGUGGACAUGCAGGAAAUCCUCCGAAAUUUACCUAUUUGUCACGUUGAAGCACCAGGACAACAUGAGGGAGCCAAAACUCUCCCGACUGCGUAUACCUACCCUUCCAUGGACCAGCUGUCUGAAACACUGCCUGCUGUCCUCAAACACUUUGGGUUGCGUAGUGUGAUUGGACUGGGAGUUGGAGCAGGAGCCUACAUCCUGGCGCAAUUUGCUCUGAAUCAUCCAGAUAUGGUGGACGGAUUACUCCUGAUCAACAUCAACCCCAACCCUGAAGGAAUAAUGGAUAGUGUUGCAAACAAGAUCACUGAGUGGACCCACACUCUCCCAGACACAGUCAUCUCACACCUGUUUGGAAAGGAUGAGAUCCAGAACAACCACGACCUCAUUGCUACAUACCGUCACCACAUCACAACAACCAUGAACCAGUCCAACGUCAUGCAGUUCUUCCGCUCCUACAACAGCCGCAAUGCUCUGGAGGUGGAGAGGCCUGUUCCUGGAGGAAACAUCAAUGUCAGGACACUCAAGUGCACCACUCUGCUGGUCGUAGGAGAUAAUUCUCCUGUAGUGGAGGCCGUGGUCGACUGCAACUCUAAACUCAACCCCACCAAGACCACACUGCUCAAGAUGGCGGAUUGUGGAGGACUUCCUCAGGUGGAUCAGCCAGGCAAAGUGACUGAAGCCCUCAAGUAUUUCAUCCAGGGCAUGGGAUACUUGUCCAGUGCCAGUAUGACCAGACUUCGCUCACGGACAACCUCCAGCUCCAGCAUCUCAUCCUUCGAUGGCUCUCGGAGCCGGGCACACACCAACGAGCUGCACCGUGGCCGGACACACUCACAUGCCACCGAGGAGAAGCGCGGGCGCUCGCACACUGACGUCUCCAUGGAUAGCAUUUCCAACAGUAAUGUGGAACACAGCAUCUCAAAGUCCACUGAAGUGGCAUACUAGAGUGCAUCCUGCCCUAAAUCCCAUGCACUUAAUUCAAAUUAUACCUCAUUGUCUCUACCCAGCUUUAUCCUACAAGCUUCCUUUGCUUUCCCUUAUCUAUCCCUCUUCAUUUGGCAAUGCCCUUUCAAUUGCACUAUCUCUAGCUGAAAGGUCACAGGACAUACCUCCAUGUGACUUUCUUGCAGCCCUCUUUUCUCUCUCUCCAUCCCACUGUAUAUGUACCUAUCCAUCAUCAAUUUAACUAUCGUUUCCUUACCAACUCAGCCUCUUCCUCGCUUUAUCCUGCACUUGACUGUUCCUCUAUGUCUUUAACUGUAUCCGUCUUUGCUGUGUUUUCUUUCUUUCCCCGUUUAUAUAUUUGUCUUUGUCUACUUUACUUUUUUCUUCUUCUUUUCUUCCCUUAAACACUGAUCUGCUGACUUCCUAUUGUAUAAUCAUUAUGUAAAGAUACAAUAUUUCCUACUGUGAAAACUGGAUAUUCAUAACUGUAGGAAUGUGUAUUGGUUUUAUGCAACUGUCACAGCUGUGUAUUAUUGAUAUCAGGAAUGUGUUAUGAACACACAGUACAUUGUAGUUCACAAUGUGUUUUAAAUUGGACUUGCUUUGGGUGUUCUGUGUAUAAGCAAACGUUCAACUCAAUCCUUAAAACAGAUGACUUCAUGUAAGUGCUAUGUAAGUGCUUUCAAUCAGUGAUUAAACAUUUUACUGU
Seriola aureovittata is the source of this 2217-nucleotide messenger RNA. RefSeq names its product protein NDRG1-like. Gene Ontology annotation, cellular component: cytoplasm. The transcript has 12 exons. Gene Ontology annotation, biological process: signal transduction. Lineage: Eukaryota; Metazoa; Chordata; Actinopteri; Carangiformes; Carangidae. The record is from RefSeq and is a predicted model, not a curated record. Bases 375 to 1508 code for a protein of 377 amino acids.